AUGGAGCCUUCGUUUGAGGAUGUGCAGUCCAUUCGAGAUGCAGAUCGCGGGUUUAUUGAUCGUCUCGACCCAUGUAUCAUUAAAGAUAGCCAAGGCCGUGUGGUCUGGGAUAAUGAAGCGUACAACUUCCUCCAUGGAAAGCCUGCCCCAGAGACCACGAACCUGGCGCCAAGCUCAACUUGUUGCAAAACAAGGGCUUUUUGA
Penicillium hordei is the source of this 204-nucleotide messenger RNA. RefSeq lists its product as uncharacterized. The record is from RefSeq and is a predicted model, not a curated record. The coding region runs from base 1 to 204 and encodes 67 amino acids. Lineage: Eukaryota; Fungi; Ascomycota; Eurotiomycetes; Eurotiales; Aspergillaceae. The transcript has a single exon.